GCAGCUGUAUAAGGACGUGGUUAGUUCCGGUGAAAAGUGGUUUUCGCUGCUUUAAGGCAGUCGAUUUUAGAGAAGGAUAAAUCAUGUUUUAACUAACGGUUGUAUAAAUUUUAGGAUUAGAUGAAUUCAUUUAUUGAUACCAUGAGAACUUUUCCCCUCUGGAGGUUCUGCGCUGUAAGGCCUUCUCUCGCUGUCGAGCUCACCAUCGACUGAAGACACAAUGCAGGCCUAGCUAGCAUUUAAGGUUAACUAGCGGAAGCUAAUCGGAUUGGCAGCAGACUGCAGUGGGAUUUAAACCUCGGACGAAGCCUGUGUUUCCAAGCUGUCCUAACAUCAAAUCCGCUAUGAGUUCCCAGCUGCAGGUGUUCUCCCCUCCGUCAAUCUCCUCCAGUGCCUUUUGCCGUGUCAAAAAGCUCAAGGUGGAAAGCAACGUUUGGGAUGUGUCCACCACUGAGGCUUACGGCUCCAUAGCGGGCCAAUCCGCAUACACAUUCACCCCAGCCAUGGCUGUGCCGCCAUUUGCGCCAUCUCUGGUCUUCCCCCCUGCAGCGCCCGGCUCCAGGGGUCAAGUGGUGGUGCGAGCAGCUGAUAGCACCGGCAGUCUUCCUCGUGGAUCCAGUCGACGCGUCACUGAGCAGGCUGCAUCCUCCUCUUACACUCACGAGACAUCCUCUGAAACUAGGGGGCACAGGCACGGGCAGAAGAGAAAGAUGGAGGCGGCCAGCGACGGUAGCGGAAGCGGAUGUGGAAGUGUCCAGAUAUUAGAAGAGCUCUCAGCUCCUGCGGCAACUUACUCCACGCGUACAGGCGGCGGUGGAGGCGGCACAGGCCAGUCCAUACCUCACUCGGCUCCAACCACAAAGAGCAGCAGCUCCAAUGGUGAAGGGGAUUAUCAGCUUGUGCAGCAUGAGAUCCUCUGCUCCGUGUCCACCAGCUAUGAAGUGCUGGAGUUCCUGGGGAGGGGCACAUUUGGACAAGUGGCUAAGUGCUGGAAGAGGGGAACCAAUGAGAUUGUAGCGAUCAAGAUUCUGAAAAACCACCCUUCAUAUGCUCGGCAGGGCCAAAUUGAGGUGGGCAUUCUGAACCGACUGAGUGCAGAGAACGCAGAUGAGUACAACUUCGUGCGUUCGUACGAAUGCUUCCAACACAAGGGUCACACCUGCUUGGUUUUCGAGAUGCUUGAACAGAACUUGUACGACUUUCUCAAGCAGAGCAAGUUCAGCCCGCUUCCCCUACGGCACAUCCGCCCCAUUCUGCAGCAGGUGGCUACAGCACUAAUGAAACUGAAGAGCCUGGGUUUAAUUCAUGCAGACUUGAAGCCUGAAAACAUUAUGUUGGUGGACCCCAUUAGACAGCCCUACAGGGUGAAGGUCAUUGACUUCGGCUCUGCAAGUCAUGUGUCCAAAGCAGUGUGCUCAACCUACUUACAGUCUCGUUACUACAGAGCUCCGGAGAUCAUUUUGGGGCUGCCCUUCUGUGAGGCCAUUGACAUGUGGUCUCUAGGGUGUGUGAUUGCUGAGCUGUUUCUGGGUUGGCCUUUGUACCCUGGAGCCUCUGAGUACGACCAGAUCCGUUACAUUUCCCAGACUCAAGGCCUACCUGCCGAGUAUCUUCUGAGUGCCGGCACAAAGACUAGCCGCUUCUUCAAUCGAGGCCCUGACUCCAGCUACCCACUCUGGAGGCUUAAGACCCCAUCAGAACAUGAAAUGGAGAUGGGCAUCAAAUCCAAGGAGGCUAGAAAGUACAUCUUUAACUGUCUGGAUGACAUGAUGCAGGUCAACCUUUCCUCUCACUUGGAGGGAACUGACAUGUUGGCUGAGAAAGCUGACAGGAGAGAAUUUAUAGACCUCCUAAAGCGAAUGCUUCGUCUGGAUGCUGACAAAAGGAUCACGCCUACAAAAACUCUGGGUCACCCCUUUGUCACGAUGAGCCACCUCAUGGAUUAUCCCCAUAGCUCCCAUGUGAAGUCGUGCUUCCAGAAUAUGGAGAUCUGCAAGCGCCGGAGCUCCUAUGAAAGCAGCAAAUCCCUCUACUCAACCAAUGCAGUCCCCAGUGCUGCAGCGGGCAACCUCACCGUGACCUUCAGUAGCCAACUAAACCAGCAUAACCAGGUGCCUUCGGCAGCGGGUGCGGUGCCUUUGCUGAACUACCAGCCAGCUUUGUACCAGCAGGCGACCAUCAACAUUCCCGGGCUGACUCAACAGAGUGUCCCGAUCCCAACGCGUCCUGCUGGGCUGUGUAGCCAGACAGAACCCUUCCAGCAGACACUAAUCGUCUGUCCACCCUCCACUAUCCAAGGGCUACAGUCAUCCAGUAAGAGUUCCAGUUUCCCUGUGAGGGUGGAGAACUCUGUACCCAUAGUACCUCAGAACCAGUCUACGCAGUCCUUGCAGAUACAGCCAAGUAUGCUGACACAGGGUUCCUGCACACCCCUGAUGGUGGCCACCCUGCACCCACCCCCAGCAGGCCUAGCCCCGCAGUAUUCUCUGCCCCUUGGGCUGGGCACUGGGGUGGGUCGGCCUACCCUCCUGGAACACACAGCCACAGUGCUGGCCUGGCCCACUGGUACCCAGCAGAUCCUCAUACCAUCAUCAUGGCAGCAGGUCCCAGGCGUGGCCAUCCACGGUUCUGCCCAUCAGUCAAAUGUCACCGAAUCACCUGUGGAAACUAUUCACUCAGAUGCUCCCACGCAACAGGGACACAGCUGGCGGAGCAUUACCAAAACUCAGCAAGAGAGGAAGAAGGUGAAAGCCAGACGCGGAGAGAACAGAAACAGGGGUGUAUCUACUGCAUCAGUGGUCAGUAGUGGCGUGACUCCACCCAGCUCCAGCGCAGCCUUGUCACAGCCGAUCGUUAUCUCGGACACGCCGAGCCCAGCGGUCAGCAUCAUUACGAUUCACAGCGACACAGACACGGAGGAUGAGCAUAAGUUCCACCCUGCUAGUGUUGGACUGAGCCAGCGCACCAACGUUAUCAGCUGUGUGACCGUACACGACUCGGACUCCUCUACCGCCAGCCCCCUGACUCCCCUUCCACGCACUCUUAACCCAGCAAGCACUAUGUCAUCUCGCCAGGCCAAGUCUCUGGCAGUAGUGGCACCUUCAGUCAAAACACAGGCAUCUGAGAGAGGAGCAGAGUCCCGAGGACGCUUGGAGACUGUGAAUUACAUCAAGCCCAAGAGAUCCUCUAACAGACAGCCGUGCAGUUCAGGGGAAAGCGUGGAGCGCCAUGGACUGGUGCCAAGCCAGUCGCACCCUUUAAACCUCAGCCAGGUUCAGACAGUAGUUUCUUCAUCUCAGGAGCGUUCGGGGCUCUCCCACAGCGACUCAUCGUUACGUCGCCAGCAGACGUUCCCCCCGGCCGUCUCGGCCUCUCACUACAGCUUCCCCGAGGUGGCAGCCCUGGCGUCUGGCUCGGCUGCUGCUGCCGCCGCCAGCCUAUAUACCUACCCGGCCUCCACUGCCCUCUCCUCAGCCUCUCAGGCCACGGAGCAGCUGCUGGGCCGUGGUCACGGCACCCACGGACACUCCCCCUCCGCUUAUGCAGCAACGUACACCUCAUCCUCCUCCAGGAGAGACUCGGCCAGUCGCAAGGAUUCGGUGAGCAGCCUGCUGCACGGCCUCCCUGCAGCCUACCAGCAUCAGUUCGCCACUGGUUCUCCUUAUGUUAGUGUGACACCCCGAACAGAGGUUUACAGUGCCUACCAGCUAAGCCCUAGGCGCCUCGCGCAGUAUCCAUAUUUGUAGGAAAUCUCGCACAGAGAAUUUUGGGGGGGGGGGUCACUUCCCCAUAUGAUAUCACAAAGGGACAUUUUAAACUGUAGAGUAACUGUUGGUCACUUAUUGUUUGCUGCUUUGAACUACAAGACAGCAUUUCACCUCUCGCACAUUUAUAUGCUCUUACGGACUCGUAGUGUUAUUGAAAUGAACUUCUGUAUUAUUUAUGUAUCCUUUUUUUUUUUUUUUUUUUUUUCCUUUUAAAUUGUUUAUGGUCCACAUUUUAUCCCCAUUGUAUCCUGAUGUAUUAAUAUGGUGUUGUUGAAACAUAUUUUACAGCUGUUUUAUCUCGAGGUUAUCUGUGAAGAGAGAUUUUACUCCUGUCACAAGCUGCAACGAAACUUGAUGAGCUUCAAGACGCUGACUUGCCAGACUGGUGAAGCUGACAGUUUUUAGUUUUAAUUUUUUUUUUUUCCUCUUGUUCCUUCCUGUGAGCCUUAUUAUAAAGUUUUCACACUAAUCCACUGAGGCCCUGUGUUUUUAGUGACAUAAUAAUGACUGUACCUUACUUAUGUUUGUUUACUCAUAUACGUCUUCUGUUUAUUAAAUUAAGUUUUAAUGUCUGUGCGAGGUAGGAAGAGCGAGGUCCACGAAGAUGUGGAUUAAAAGAAGAGAUACGGUGAAAACUGAUGGAUACGUGUUAAUUUAAGUGCACAUGUGAUAGUCUGUUAAUGUAGUGACAGUGUUUUUUAGCCAGGAUUGAUUAUCCUUAUGCAAUAGAAUCUCUUUAAAAACAAAAACAAAACGACGACAACAAAAAACUACAAUAACUGAGUGCUGAAUGUAUUUAUGAAAUUCAGAGUGGGAUGCCCAGUCUGAGAAAUGAUGUGAAAAACUGUUUUUAAGUUGUAAGAGUGGGGGAAAUCAAAUGUCCUUGAAAUAAAUAUUUUUAAAAAAACCUCACAUGGGGAUGGGGGGAGAUGAAACGCAAAUUUCACCCAAAAUUCUCACGCCUCUCCAUAACAGAGGAGAUUUUUUUUUUUUUUAAAGUCCUGUUUUGUCCCUGUGACACUCUGAAACUGCUUGCUAGGAAGUUGUAACAAACUUGCACACUGUGCUACACAAGGACUGACUGAUUAAAUGUAUGCAAACUGUCUCGGUUUAGCAUUCUCAUGAAUUAUCCCGUGUCUCAAAGAGAGAUCUUUAUACUGCUAUGUCUCGCCCCACAGUCAAGACGGAGGUGCUGCUCUCCUUUACAUGUACAGCUUACUUCGUCUCAGAAAGGUUUUCUAUACUAAAGUUUGGAGAAGAGCAGUCACUGUGUUUUUGAAUUUUUAAAGGAGGUGAAUCUUUGGUUUCUUUGGAUUAUCAGCUUUUUUAAGUAAUUCCUUUCCCCUUGUUUGCAUCAGUUUUGUGUUGUAAUGUCUGUGUUUCAUCCUAACAUAGUAUAGUAAAGAGGCUGUUUGUUAGAUCUAAUUCAGGGACAAAGGUUUCAGCUAAGUAAUCCAAUUUCAUUGUUUUCCAAUAAAAUAACCUCAAAUUCA
This is a messenger RNA of Oreochromis niloticus (Nile tilapia), 5260 nucleotides long. It is a transcript of the gene hipk1b, whose product is annotated as homeodomain interacting protein kinase 1b. Gene Ontology annotation, molecular function: protein tyrosine kinase activity; protein serine/threonine kinase activity; ATP binding. Lineage: Eukaryota; Metazoa; Chordata; Actinopteri; Cichliformes; Cichlidae. Gene Ontology annotation, biological process: peptidyl-serine phosphorylation; smoothened signaling pathway; peptidyl-threonine phosphorylation. Gene Ontology annotation, cellular component: PML body; nucleus; cytoplasm. The record is from RefSeq and is a predicted model, not a curated record.